Cetraspora pellucida is the source of this 1293-nucleotide messenger RNA. NCBI's taxonomy places the organism in Eukaryota, Fungi, Glomeromycota, Glomeromycetes, Diversisporales, Gigasporaceae. The record is from the annotation of a GenBank genome assembly.
AUGCUGUCUGGAAUCACACCUUCACCGUACUAUUUAUGUACAUCUGUCAUGGAGAAGCAUGAAUAUGGGCCAGUUUUAAAAUACUUUUUUGUAGAACUAUCACCAGUCAUAACAAUAUUAUAUCCAGCAAUUAGUAUGCUUCCAUAUGAUAUGUUAACUUCAUUUGAUGAUGAACUUGCGAUAACUAUAAUUUCACCCGUAAUACUUCACAUAAAAAAACCUGAAUGUCAUUAUCAAGGAGUAACUGAAUCAAUGGGUUCAGUUAUAUAUGGUAGUUUUAAAAUGUUGUCCGCGCAUUAUUAUGGUACCACUGAAGAAGAAAAAAAAGUAUACGAAUCGCCAAUGUUUAAAAAGAUGAAAUAUGAUAUAGAAUUAAAUGAGGAUUUUUUUGAUUCUUUAGGUAUUUCUUGUAUGAUGCCAGAUGCUGUAAUGGAAACAUAUCAUCAAUAUGCUGAUCCUGUAAUGGAAACAUAUCAUCAAUAUGCUGACCCUGUAGUAGAAACAUGUCAGAGUUAUACUGACCCUCUAAUGGAAACAUAUAAUCGUUAUAGAGAACCUGAAAGAAAAUUAAAAGAAGUGAAACCAGAAAUUAUAUCAACAUAUGAGGCACGUCCAACUCAUAAUUCAAAUCAUAAUUCAAAACGUCAUCCAAAACGUCCAAUCCCUAAACGUCGUCCUAAACGAUCACUAACUUAUCGCAUAGAUGACUCUGUUGUUCAAAAAUCAUUUAAAAUAAGUAAAGAUAAACCUAUUAACCCAAUUUUAACACGAGAAAUAAAUCAAGAACCUGCUCCAUUAAUUCAAGAACCAGCUUCAUUAUUUCAAGAACCAGCUCCAUUAAUUCAAGAACCAACUCCAUUAAAUCAAAAAUCAAACCCAUUAAACCAAAAUAAUUUUAAACCUCAGCGUCUACUUUAUGCAUUUAUCGUGUUUCCACUUUACAUUGCGUGUGUAAUUCCAUUGAAUUUCAUCCUUUACUCAUCAUUAGCUAUAUCGACAAUUUACUUACUUGGUCAACAAUGGAUGGAUGAAUGUAGUAUGAUACCAGAUGAGAUUGAAAGACGUCGAAAGGUGCAUUCUUAUAAAUUGAAAAUACUUGCAUUAAUAGCAUUUUUUGGAACGUUGUUAUGUAUAGUACCUGUAGUAUUAUUUUUUAUGGGAUUUAAAGCAGUUUAUAUUGCUAUAACGGAUUCUAUUGAAAGUUGUAUCUAUUUUAGUUUUCAGGUGGCUGUUGGGUAUUGUGCGAAGGAUCACCAUGAAACUCAUGAAACUCAUGAAACUGGUGGUAAGUAG